Molecule: messenger RNA, 1522 nt
Organism: Aricia agestis (brown argus)
Lineage: Eukaryota; Metazoa; Arthropoda; Insecta; Lepidoptera; Lycaenidae
Gene: Rpt1
Product: 26S proteasome regulatory subunit 7
Exons: 10
Coding region: 99-1403 (434 amino acids)
Biological process (GO): proteasome-mediated ubiquitin-dependent protein catabolic process
Cellular component (GO): proteasome regulatory particle, base subcomplex
Molecular function (GO): proteasome-activating activity; ATP binding; ATP hydrolysis activity
Source: RefSeq, a predicted model, not a curated record
ACGUUUUUGUAAAUCAUUCUUGUGAUUCUUGUGAAAUAGAAACAAAGAUAGUUUUAGCGUUAAUUUCUGAAGCAUUUAGUAUCAAAACUAUAAAUAAAAUGCCUGACCAUUUAGGAGAUGAUAUGAGAAAAGUGAAAGAUGAUAAGGAAGAACCAGAAAAGGAAAUCAAAUCGUUGGAUGAAGGUGACAUAGCUCUUUUGAAAUCAUAUGGACAAGGGCAGUAUACAAAAAUCAUUAAAGAUGUAGAAGAAGGCAUACAAACAGUAAUGAAGAGAGUAAAUGAGCUUACUGGCAUCAAGGAGUCAGAUACUGGCUUGGCACCUCCAGCUUUGUGGGAUUUGGCAGCAGACAAACAAACUCUGCAGAAUGAACAGCCGUUACAGGUUGCCAGAUGUACCAAGAUCAUCAAUGCAGACUCCAACGACCCGAAGUACAUUAUAAAUGUGAAGCAGUUUGCUAAGUUUGUGGUGGACCUGGCCGACUCAGUUGCCCCCACCGAUAUUGAAGAGGGAAUGAGAGUCGGUGUGGACCGUAACAAGUACCAGAUUCACAUUCCGUUACCGCCCAAGAUAGACCCGACGGUAACGAUGAUGCAGGUGGAAGAGAAACCGGAUGUGACGUACAGCGAUGUGGGAGGUUGUAAGGAACAGAUUGAGAAACUACGGGAGGUUGUGGAGACGCCGUUGUUGCAUCCAGAGAAAUUCGUGAAGCUUGGUAUCGAGCCGCCGAAGGGAGUGCUACUGUUCGGCCCGCCUGGUACCGGCAAGACGCUUUGCGCCCGCGCCGUCGCCAACCGCACUGACGCCUGCUUCAUCAGGGUUAUUGGUUCUGAGCUGGUACAGAAGUACGUAGGUGAGGGCGCCCGCAUGGUCCGCGAGCUAUUCGAGAUGGCGCGCAGCAAGAAAGCCUGUUUGAUAUUCUUUGAUGAGAUCGACGCUAUCGGAGGCGCCAGAUUCGACGACGGCGCUGGCGGCGACAACGAGGUGCAGCGUACUAUGCUGGAGUUGAUCAACCAGCUCGAUGGCUUCGACCCUCGUGGUAAUAUCAAGGUGCUGAUGGCAACCAACCGUCCCGACACCCUCGACCCGGCGCUGAUGAGGCCGGGCCGUCUGGACCGGAAGGUGGAGUUCGGUCUGCCGGACCUCGAGGGGCGCGCGCACAUCUUCCGCAUCCACGCGCGGGCUAUGUCCGUGGAGAGGGAUAUCCGCUUCGAUCUGCUGGCCAGGCUGUGUCCUAAUUCUACUGGUGCUGAGAUCAGGUCUGUGUGCACCGAGGCGGGCAUGUUCGCGAUCCGCGCGCGCCGCAAGGUCGCCACUGAGAAGGAUUUCCUCGAAGCCGUGAACAAGGUCAUCAAGUCAUACGCCAAGUUCUCCGCCACGCCGCGCUACAUGACUUACAAUUAAUAUCAUUAUUUAAUAGUCUGUAAAGCUACUUGUCCACCGAGCCGGUAUCGAAGCGUACGGUGCGGACCAUAAAGUUAAUAUACCUAGCGGAAUAGAGAAACAGAGGCCUGAGCAAGCGA